AUGGCUUUCCCAUCAUCAAAUGCGCAAGCUGACGUUACCAAAAAGAUUCUGGAAGAUAUCCAAAUCAAAAAGCAACUCUUGCAGAAGGGCGUGAGUCCAGUGACUCCGAAUAUCAGCACUACUCCAGCUGGUCUCACGAUUCCGCAGUAUAUUCAAGCAACCAGUCAAUCUCAGUCUAAUCCACCAGCGGAUAAUUCUAUCAACGCAACGACCAAGGCAGUGUGGAAUCAAGCUCUCAGUCAGUCGUACGGGUUUUUCAUUCCACAAGACUCGCUGUUCGGGAAUAGUAUUAUUCCCGUAUUACCCCGAUUCGAUAACACACCUGCGGCUGGUACUGGCUCAGGAGGUGCCGCUGCAUCAAGCGGAAGUAAAUAA
Ochlerotatus camptorhynchus is the source of this 375-nucleotide messenger RNA. Its product is annotated as SOSS complex subunit C homolog. The transcript is spliced from 3 exons. Lineage: Eukaryota; Metazoa; Arthropoda; Insecta; Diptera; Culicidae. Gene Ontology annotation, cellular component: nucleoplasm; SOSS complex; nucleus. Gene Ontology annotation, biological process: DNA repair. The record is from RefSeq and is a predicted model, not a curated record. The coding region runs from base 1 to 375 and encodes 124 amino acids.